AUUUUUCUCCCCCUCUCGUCUUCCAAACGAGAAGGCGGUGCACCACACGAAAUCUUAGAUUUUGCGGAAAGGAAAUUUUUUUCUGGUAACUCGCGGAUUUUUCUUUACUGAAUUUGGUUUCGAGCUCCCUGGAAAGAUGCAGGGAGAUGGCAGAGAUCCUUUCUUCAACUUUGGCAACCCUUUUGGCGGGUUUGGAGGUUUGGGUGGUUUUAGCAGUGGCUAUGGAGGUUCUGGGGCCCCUCGAAGUUUGAUCUCUAGCUUCUUCGGAGGCAGAGAUCCAUUUGAUGACCCUUUUUUCACCCGGCCUUUUGGAGGCAUGUUUGGGUCAAGCAUUUUUGGUCCUAGUAUGGAUCCUUUCACGGAAAUGCGUCCAUCUGGAUUUAUUGAGCAUCAGCAGCCACCCGAACCCAGAAGAUCACGUGGACCGAUAAUUGAAGAGAUAAAUUCGGACGAUGAGGAGGAACAGAAAGGGAAGAAAGGAAACCUUGGAAAACACGGCAGAUCAGGUGGUGAGCUGGAUAACGAAGAUCCUGAGGACAGAGUUGAAGGUGGGAGAAGGAACAAGCAAAUCCAAUACAUGAAUGACAAUGGUAGGGUAACCAAUGUGCAAAGGCAAUCACAAAAUCGUUGCUACACUUUCCAGAGCUCCAGUGUUACAUAUGGUGGCCACAGUGGUGACUACUAUACUUCAUCUAAGACGAGGAGGACGGGAAGUGAUGGAUUAACUGUUGAAGAAAGUCGAGAAGCCAAUUCUGCAACACGUGAAGCAACGCACAGGGUUUCGAGGGGCUUUCAUAGCAAGGGCCAUACAGUUACACGGAAACUUAAUUCAGAUGGUCAGGUGGAUACAAUGCAGACACUGCACAAUCUAAAUGAAGAUGAAUUGGCUGGUUUUGAACAAGCAUGGGAUGGAAAUGCUCGAAACUCUUUGCCGGGUUGGACUGGGUCCAUUGGCAGUAGUACUGGAGCUGGAAAUGGCAGAAGGAAUGACCGACCUCCCAUGGCACUUCCCUCAACCACGAGUGGUCCUCCGAGGAGGACGAAGGCUGCAAUGAAUGUGAAAGAAAGAGUCGGCCACUCUCGUGGGCAUUUCAGAAACUAAAUCUCAGGACACUGGCUUUGCUUUCUUACUUCUACGAGGCCCUUAGCCUAUCUGUCUCGUCCGUACUGUACGAACUGAGUAAUAGUCGAGUCUUGGAGGAGGGUUCUGUUGUUGUCUUGAUCCGUGUUGUAGACUCGUAAUAUGAUAAUAUAUAUGUUUUGAUUGCA
Molecule: messenger RNA, 1269 nt
Organism: Tarenaya hassleriana
Lineage: Eukaryota; Viridiplantae; Streptophyta; Magnoliopsida; Brassicales; Cleomaceae
Exons: 7
Coding region: 137-1102 (321 amino acids)
Source: RefSeq, a predicted model, not a curated record